UUCCGUGUCAAAGUCCUAGCCUAUUUAUUCUCGUUGUUAAUAUUAACAGACUAUGUGAAUCUAAUCGCCUGCUAAUAAUCAGUAGGGUCAAUCGAGCUAUACGUUUUGCAGUUAAAAUUUACCAGUUGGAAAGAUAAACCGCAAUCGGGGAGGAUUGAAAACAUGAAUAUAAGGCGGAAAUUGCUUCUAUGGUGCUGAAUUGUACUGUCGUAAAGUCGAAACGGAAUGCGGCAAUGUGGCGCACGUUUGGAAGUGGGACGUUCUUGUAUAUCUCGAUGAGUGGGACAGAAGUGCUUCGGAAUUGGAAAUUGAGAAAUAUGACGGGCAAAAAAUAAAGAAACAUAUCAAAUGUUGAUCCCGGGGGAGGGGGGAGUUAGUAAAGGUGUUGCAGGUUACAUUAACACUACGACAACUAGCUAACGGUUAGAUUGGUGGUUGCGAUGUUGCUGGCAGUUUGCAAAAACAACUUGAUAACUUGUGCGAAAGGGCACGUACUCUCUUUUACAAAGAGUUCUACCGCGUCUACAGCAGUUGCUCCGUGUUCAAAUGUUUGGAAAGAAGCUGCAACAUCCUGGGGGCAGAAAACAUCAGCGAGGUUUUUGCUAACAGAGAAGAAAUGGUUUCAGAGAUUAAAAACAUCGUUCUGUUCUUUGGGACAGUGGCCCAGUUUAAUGCACUUUCCUGCUGACAAACUACGUGGUCGCAGAUCAACUAUUAAUACUUGGAUUAUUGAUGGAUUUGGGAAGUGCCGUUCUACACCCGUAGUGUCCACACUUGUACAGUCAGCACAACCUGGGAGUGUCUGUCAAACUCAGGAAAGGAAAACCCAUUGCAAUAGCAUACACGUAAGUGCAGUCCUUAGGUCAAGGAGAAGAACCCUAAACCAUGCACCGCUUUCGCUGGAUUUGAGACAUGUGUUGCAUGUCUGUGAAGCACCUCUGAAUCCAGCUGUGCUUCAACAAGAACGCAGAGGCUAUAGUAACCUUUCCCCUGAAAAGCCCUCGUCUGACGGAGAGGUCGAUUCUAAGCAGGACUCAGCAAGGGAAAAUGGCACACCCACGCAAGGAAACUCCCCACCAGCUGCUAAUGAAGGAUUGUUUCAUUUUAAAGAGUUGUAUGAGAAUCCGUGGACAAUUCCAAAUUUCCUGUGUAUAGCCAGGAUCGCGCUCUCACCGUUUCUUGGGUACUUGAUCGUGGAACAGUAUUUUCACAUCUCUUUGGGCCUUUUUGCUCUCGCUGGAGCAACUGAUUUGCUGGAUGGUUAUAUCGCACGCAACUGGCCCAAUCAAAAGUCUGCAUUAGGCAGUGCUCUCGAUCCAUUGGCUGACAAAAUCCUCAUCAGUGUGCUGUACAUCAGUCUGACCUAUGCCCAUCUCAUCCCAGCACCGCUCACAGCGUUGGUUAUUUCCCGUGAUGUGGCUCUGAUUGCGGCAGUCUUCUACGUUCGCUACAAAACGGUCCCACCUCCCAUAACUCUCAGCAAAUUCUUCAACCCUUGCUAUGCCACAGCCCAACUGAAGCCUACACUAAUCAGCAAGGUGAACACGGCGAUUCAGCUGGUCCUGGUGGCAGCCUCAUUGGCCGCUCCUGUGUUCCACUACACAGACAGCGUGUUCCUCCAGGCACUCUGGUUUAUCACGGCGGUGACGACCACGGCUUCAGGUUAUAGCUACUACCAUUAUGGAAAAAAGACUGUUGAAGUUUUGAACAACACAAAGUGACAUUGCCAUGGAAAUGGCAGCAACUCUGGGGGGGUACAGCAGAGGGCAGCCGACUUUGGAUAAUCAAGUUGUGUAAAUACUCCAAACAGAUUUGGAAUUUAAUUCCGUCAUUGAAUAUCUGAAUGUCCUUUUUCAGUGUAAAUGGAAUUGAUACAUUAGGGAAUGUGGAUUUUAAGGGUAUUUUCAUAAUCUUAGACACGAUGCUUCUCUGAACUGGUCAAGGCAGAACAUUACCGACUGUAAAACAAUUUUAUAUCACAGUGAAUCAAAUGUAAACAAACAACUGAUGUGAAUAAUAAAAAAAAAUGUGGAAAAUUAUUUUAUUUUUUCUUCAUACAAUACAGCAAAACACAGACUUUACCUCUGACAGAGGUAAUAUACUGUGCAUUUUCUUUGACUGAGAUAACAAUGAGCACAUCAACAUGUUUUUUUUUAUUUUGUCAUUUUGGGAUCAGAAUGUUCUGGACAUUAACAAUGCUUUUUAACUUUAUUGCAUAUUUAAAUAAAAUGUAAAAUUAA
Conger conger (European conger) is the source of this 2240-nucleotide messenger RNA. It is a transcript of the gene crls1, whose product is annotated as cardiolipin synthase 1. Gene Ontology annotation, molecular function: cardiolipin synthase activity. Lineage: Eukaryota; Metazoa; Chordata; Actinopteri; Anguilliformes; Congridae. The coding region runs from base 441 to 1721 and encodes 426 amino acids. Gene Ontology annotation, cellular component: mitochondrion; membrane. The transcript is spliced from 7 exons. The record is from RefSeq and is a predicted model, not a curated record. Gene Ontology annotation, biological process: cardiolipin biosynthetic process.